UGUCUUGGGGAUUGCUCAUUAUAUACAGGAGGCACCUUCUCUCCUCAUCACUGAAGGUUCAUUACCACCGCGAACAUGGAGGGCUUAUGGAAAGGUUCGGUGGUGCUGGUGGUAGUCUAUUUGGCUUCCUACCAAGCUGCUGCAAGUCCCCUGUCUUGGCAGAAAGAGUGUACAGAGGACCCAGAAACAUGGUGUCAGGACUUCCCGACGGCACUGAAAUGCGGGACCUUGGAUUACUGCCAGCAAAUGAUGGGACUCAAUGCCCCCGUGAAAAACCUGAAAUGUUCUAUGUGUAAACUCAUUGUAAUAAUGAUGGCGAAUAUUAUACAAGACAAUUCCACAGAUGAAAAGCUCUGUAAGUUUUUGGAGAAGGGAUGCCAGUAUCUUCCUUUCCAGGACUGGUCAGUCAAGUGCAAGAAGGUGGUGGACACUGGAGUUGUAAUUCUUAUAGAACUUGGAAAACAAGUGCAGGAUCAGCCUCAAAUCGUGUGUGGGGCCUUCAGGCUGUGUAGUUCUCGAGCUACCGUACAAGAAGUCUUGAAAUUCCAGAAGCCUUUAAAGCCUGAAAUCAUGGACAUCGCUGACAUGUUGACUCCUUUCAUAGCUAACGUGCCUCUUCUCCUCUACCCUCAAGAGGAGUCCCCAUCUGACCCUCAGAUGGGAGAAAAAACCUGCAGUCACUGCAUGGAAGUAGCUGCUGAAAUGCAAGAAUCCAUGAAGAGCAGCCCCUUCCUUGUCCAGUCCUUAGCCAUUCAUGUCAAACGGCAAUGUGACCUUCUGCGAUCUGACCUGAUAGAUGAGUGCAAGAAAUAUGCCUUUGGUUACUCGCAUGCUUUUGUGCAAGUCCUGAUUCACCUCUUGGAACAGCCACCAAAGGCUAUUUGUGGUAAAGCUGGAUUCUGUGACUCCGCAGCAUCUGAGCCUUUUCACACUUUGGUGCCAGCCAACCAUGGCCCCCACAUCUUGGAUCUGGAAGCACCUGUAGAGAAAAUUCUGAACGAAGAACAGCCCUAUGCUUUAUGUGGCUUCUGCAAGAAAAUGAUAGAAUUAGCAGAGAGCAUGGUGGAGAACAAUGUCACAGAAGAGGAAAUAGUCCACCAAAUGGUGAAAGUCUGCUAUAUGUUGCCCCAUGAUGUCUUACCCCAGUGCAAGGACUUUGUCGACUCCUACGGAAUGGCUAUUGUUAUUAUGCUAUUGGAUGCAACUAAACCUGAAUCUGUGUGCAUCAUAAUCAAAUGUUGUCCCAGAGAUGUCCCUUUAAGCACUGAAGGGGCAGCUCUUGAGCAGCUACCGAAAUACAACGAUGGCGAAUUCUGUCAUGCGUGUACACUUCUUGUUAAAUACUUCGACGAAGAGUUAGCGAAGAAUGAAACACAGAAACAGAUUGAAUCCAUGCUUGUUAAAGCUUGCGAGUUACUACCAGAUACUUUGGUGUAUUCAUGUGAUCAACUUGUGUCGCAAUAUGAGCCAGUUGUCCUCGAACUCCUGAUCCUGAUCAUGGAACCAAAAUCCUUGUGUGCUAAGAUAGGAGUGUGUCCUACAUCUGAUGUUGUGGGCAUGGAAGCCUGUGCCUGGGGCCCUCGCUACUGGUGCAAGAACCUGAGGACUGCAGAACAGUGCCAGGCCACUGAAUACUGCAAGCGUCAUACAUGGAACUAGAGGAAGCCCUUUCCUGGGAAGAAUGUUGGCUGUGGUUUUAAUUAACGCAUCCUGGAAUUUGGCUGGCUGGGAAACAGUGAAAUGUCUCAACCUUAGCGGAGCCCUAUCUUCCUUUCCCACCUUUGGUUUAGCUUGUAGGCUGCCUGCACUGCCUGCACCUGCACUGCUCAAAGGGGGAGGCAACCUUUUGUUCACAAUGCCCUGGGUCACCUUCCUUCUGGUUUUGACUCUUGAGCCAUGGUGGGGAAGGGACAUGGGUGCGAAAGAGAGGCUGGGAGGGUGGGGGGUUUACUUGAGUAGCUAAGAAUUUCCUUAGAACAUGUUUUAUUAUAAUAUGAACAAAUUGCCUUAUGACAAUAGAAUGUCUGCAUAAUAAGAAUAAGAACAGAACCGGCUUGUAAAUGAAUGUUGAAUUUUGAGUAUGUCUUUGUGUAACUUGGGGGAGAUGGUUUAGGGCUUUGUGGACAGGUGAGCUAAAAGACCCACCAAGGGCCACUAACUCAAUUCUCGCAUCAGUACUGAAGGGGGAAUCACCUUCUAACUUCCCAACUCAUGAAUGGGUGUCUGACCUUGAGGCUGAAAAUUCUAAGGCAUCUAUAUUCCUAUCAUAAACUUCGAGUGUAGACAAACUGAAAGAAUUAGAAAGCACUGUCUGAUUGUCCAAAUGAAGUAUGGGCAGAUAUAAGGUAAGGGAAGAAUUUGCUGCCUUUAUUUGUAUAGCUUAAACCUGGUUUCAGUUAAAACCUUUCCUGUUUGCAAUACAGCACCCAGUCGUCCCAUAGGAGGAUGCACAUCACCAUGGUUCAGUAGGCACAGGUGAACAUCAUGACAUGUAAUCUAACAUGAUGGAAGGCGGGUGCAUAAAUAUUUUAAAUACAUAAAAUAAAAAUGAAUUUACACAUUCACAUUGGAUGGAUGUGCAGAAGUGUGCUUAAUCAGAGUAUAAUUACGUAUACUGGAUUUUAGAUUAAUGAAGGCUGCUAUCCUAUAUCUGCUUACUUGGGAGUAGUCCCUAUUGAAACCAAUAGGGCUUACUUCUAAUCAUGGAUUGCACUG
Molecule: messenger RNA, 2715 nt
Organism: Elgaria multicarinata webbii
Lineage: Eukaryota; Metazoa; Chordata; Lepidosauria; Squamata; Anguidae
Product: prosaposin-like
Exons: 16
Coding region: 76-1659 (527 amino acids)
Biological process (GO): sphingolipid metabolic process
Cellular component (GO): lysosome
Source: RefSeq, a predicted model, not a curated record